ACCGCUCCGCGCGCACCGCUGACACACGCACCCGUCUCCGAACGACCGCGCGGCGCAUCGCCUCUUCGUGCCGUCAUCGUCCCCAAAUAUUUAUUCUCUGAAGCUUUUUUGAGUGUCCCCAUCGUCUGUCGGAGUAAUUAUUCAUGGAAGCCCUUAAAGUUAAAGACGUACAAUGACGGGACAAUCGAGCACCUGAACAGGUAUCCUGAGACGCGGAAGAGAGGAGGAAUAUUCUGGAGCUAUCCUCAUCUCUUCACCUUGGACGGUUACUAGAAAGCACCGCGCAGCACGUCCGUCCGUGACGCGGGGAGAGCGGACUUUCCUCACAUGCUGAUCCAUUGAACUGUUGAAGAUAUAAAAAUUAACCCAGCGGACUGUUGGGUUUCCUCUGGGUUCGGGAGCUCGGAGGAACGGCAUCGAUCAAGAGGAAUAUCUUUACUGGGACUCCGCUUUUUAUUUCGCUGCCGUUGGAAAUCCACAGACAAGAGGACGAUGAGCUGACAACAUCGCGCGGUCUCAUUUUGGAAAAGAACCCUUCCAUAUUCACCGAAUCACUCACAGCUACAACGUUCAUCAGUACAGAGAAAUGCUUGAGUUGUGAAGGAAGGAAUCGAAUAUCAUCGCAGUCAUGGAUCUUAAAGAUUAUUACCUGUUGGCCGCUCUGCUGGCGUGUCUGUGGCUGGACCCUUCUAUCGCCCAGGAGCUUAUCUAUCCCAUCAGAGAAGAGUUGCAGGAAAACGUUCUCAUUGGAAACAUACCAAAGGACCUCAACAUCUCACACACAAACGCCGCCACGGGCGCCAGCGCUAACCUGGUGUACCGGCUGGUGUCCAAGGCGGGGGACAACCCACUGGUGCGCGUGCUGAGCAGCACGGGGGACAUCUUCACCACCUCCAACCGGAUCGACCGCGAGAGGCUCUGCCCAGGGCCGUCCUUCGAGGACAGCGAGUGCUCCUUUGAGAUUGAGGUGGUCAUCCUGCCUAAUGACUACUUCCGACUCAUCAAAAUCAAAAUGGUGGUGAAGGACACCAACGACAACGCACCCAUGUUCCCCUCACCGGUCAUCAACAUCUCCAUCCCUGAGAACACGCUCAUCAACAGCCGCUUCGCCAUCCCGUCGGCCACCGACCCCGACACGGGUCCCAACAGUGUCCACAAGUACGAGCUGGUGAACGGACAGAGCGCCUUCGGCCUGGACAUCGUGGAGACGCCGGAGGGGGAAAAGUGGCCGCAACUCAUCGUGCAGCAGAACCUGGACCGUGAGCAGAAGGACACGUACGUGAUGAAGGUGAAGGUGGAGGAUGGCGGGAGCCCCCAGAAGUCCAGCACAGCCAUCCUGCAGGUGACUGUGACCGACGUCAACGACAAUCGGCCCGUGUUUAAGGACAGCCAGGUGGAGGUGCACAUCCCGGAGAACUCGGCAAUCGGGACGUCCGUCGUGCAUCUGCUGGCCACGGACGCGGACAUCGGGUCCAACGCGGACAUCCGUUACGUGUUCGGCACGCAGGUUCCACCCGCCACUAAAAGACUGUUUGCGUUGAACUCGACCACCGGUCUGAUCACCGUGCAGCGUCCCCUGGACAGAGAGGAGACGGCCAUCCACAAGCUCUCCGUGUUAGCCAGCGACGGCAGCUCCAGUCCGGCCAAAGCAACCAUUAACAUCAACGUGACGGAUGUCAACGACAACCCGCCAAACAUAGACCUGCGCUACAUCAUCGUACCCAUUAACGGCACCGUUUUCCUGUCAGAGAAAGAUCCCAUCAAUACCAAGAUAGCCCUCAUCACCGUCUCGGACAAAGACACGGACAUCAACGGCAAGGUCAUCUGCUUUAUAGAGAAGGACGUUCCGUUCCAUUUGAAGGCUGUGUACGACAACCAGUAUCUACUGGAGACUUCUGCUUUGCUGGAUUAUGAGGGAACCAAAGAAUACAACUUUAAAAUCGUGGCCUCGGACUCCGGGAAGCCGAGCCUCAACCAGACGGCGUUGGUCAGAGUCCGGCUAGAGGACGAGAACGACAACCCGCCGGUGUUCACUCAGCCGGUCAUCGAGCUGGCCAUCAUGGAGAACAACAAGCGCGACCUGUUUCUCACCACGCUGACUGCCACGGACGAGGACAACGGCAAGAACGCCGAGAUCGUUUACCAGCUGGGCCCCAACGCCUCUUUCUUUGACCUGGACCGCAAAACAGGCGUGCUGACGGCAUCGCGUGUGUUUGACCGCGAGGACCAGGACCGCUUCUUGUUCACGGUGACCGCCAGAGACAACGGCACGCCACCGCUGCAGACGCAGGCUGCUGUCAUAGUGACCAUACUGGACGAGAAUGACAACAACCCCAAGUUCACCCACAACCACUUUCAGUUCUUUGUGUCUGAGAACCUCCCCAAGUACAGCACCGUGGGCGUUAUCACCGUGACGGACACCGAUGCCGGGGAGAACGCCGCCGUCUCCCUCUCCAUCCUCAACGACAACGAGAACUUCAUCCUUGACCCGUACUCCGGCGUGAUCAAGUCCAACGUGUCUUUCGACCGCGAGCAGCAGAGCUCGUACACAUUCGAUGUCAGAGCCGUGGACGGCGGGCGCCCGCCCUGUUCAUCGGCCGCCAAGGUCACCAUCAAUGUCAUCGACGUGAAUGACAACACCCCUGUCGUCAUCUCCCCCUCCUCCAACGCCUCCUUCAGGCUUGUGCCGCUCUCCUCCAUCCCAGGCUCCGUGGUGGCGGAGGUGUUCGCCGUGGACGGAGAUACGGGGAUGAACGCCGAACUCAAAUACAGCAUUGUGAGCGGCAACAACCGGGGCCUGUUCAGGAUCGACCCCGUCACGGGCAACAUCACGCUUGAGGAGAAGCCCACCAUGACCGACAUCGGCUUGCACAGGCUGGUGGUGAACAUCAGCGACCUGGGCUACCCAAAGUCCCUCCACACGCUGGUGCUGGUCUUCCUGUAUGUCAACGACACAGCGGGGAACGCCACGCUCAUCAACGAGCUCAUCCGCCGCACCAUGGAGACGCCCAUUGACCGCAACAUCGGCGAAAGCAGCGAGACAUACCAGAGUGGUGACUACCUCACCAUCAUGAUCGCCUUCGUGACCGGCGCCCUCGUGGUUGUCAUCGUGAUCUUUGUGACGGUCCUGCUGCGCUGCCGCCACGCCUCGCGCUUCAAGGCGGCUCAGAGGAAGAAGCAGGGGGCAGAGUGGAUGUCCCCCAACACGGAGAACAAACAGAACAAGAAGAAGAAGAGGAAGAAAAGGAAGUCACCCAAAAGCUCCCUGCUCAACUUUGUCACCAUCGAGGAGAGCAAGCCCGACGACCCCGCCCACGAGCCCAUCAACGGGACCAUCAGCAUCCCCACGGAGCUGGAGGAGCAGGGGAUUGGUCGCUUCGAUUGGAACGCCCCACCCACCACCACCUUCAAACCCAGCAGCCCCGACCUUGCCCGGCACUACAAGUCUGCCUCCCCUCAGUCGGCCUUCCACCUGAAGGCGGACACGCCGGUGUCGGUGAAGAAGCAUCACGUGAUUCAGGAGCUCCCGUUGGAUAACACGUUUGUUGGGGGCUGCGACACACUCUCCAAGAGGUCGUCCACCAGCUCAGACCACUUCAGCGCGUCUGAGUGCAGCUCCCAGGGCGCGUUCAAGACCAAGGCCCCCAUGCACACCAGGCAGCAGGGAACAUUAACUCGCGCACGAACCGAACUCAACCCUGAAUAUCUGGACCUCCGCCCGAGAGCUGAGCUGAACCCCGAGUACUGGACCCCCUGCACCCCUUUAUCUCAGCGGCGAGUCACGUUCCACCUCCCCGAUGGCUCCCAGGAGAGCUGCAGUGACAGUGGUCUGGGAGAGCAGGAGCCCUCUGGUUCCCUCCUCACACAUCCUCUCCCUCUGGUGCAGGCUCACGACCAGCUCUACGACCAGGCCUCGCCCGACAAGAGGACCGAAGCCGACGGCAACUCUGACCCCAACUCUGACGGUCCGCUGGGUCCUCGCGGGUUGGUGGAGGCCACCGAGAUGUGCACCCAGGAAUGUCUGGUCCUUGGACACUCGGACAACUGCUGGAUGCCCCCUACCCUAGGGACCUACCAGCAGCCCAAGUCUCCGGUCUCUGGUUUCGGCUCCUCGCAGCGGGAGUGGGGGCCCAAGGACGCGCUCCUCAACGGACACACGCUGACCCGGUCUUGGAAGCACGAGGGUGGUCGCUCGGACCACUUUGGAGAGCGCAAGAUAUUUGGGAGUGGAGAGGGACACUUCACCACCGCCAGCAACAUGGCGGACAUCCCUCUGGCUAGCCUGAAGUCCUACCAGCCAAGCUCAUGCCCAGAGAGUCCCAAGGAACAGCAGCUAUAAGAGGAACUAACUGAACGAUCUGUCUCCGUCCCUCUGGGACCACGGCACACAGGGGAAGACUCAAACACAGGCUCCUUGUUUCAACUUUUCUCCUUUUUCUUCUUUGUUCUUUUGUUUCAUUGAGUUUCUUUGAGACUUAAGUUGAUGCUUCUGCGAUCGCUCCCUCUCUUCUGUAGACCACUAGAUUUAGCGCCUCUGCUCUGCACCCUUACAGCUUAACUUUAAUACGACACCGGUUGGAGUUCACUUUUUUUAUAAUCAAAUGUGGAAGGAAUUCUUUGACUUUACCUUUUUCUGUCCACCUCCUGUGAUUUUGGACGAAAUCCUGGGGACGACCAAUGCGCAGGAAUGGACAGAAUGGAAAAAAAUGAAUAAAAAAAGAAAAAAGAAAAAGCGUUCCUAAAAACGUUGCUGGGUGACCAAUAUAUCCUGAUAUUUGUGGUGUGGUUGUUAUUGAGUUAUUUGGGACUAUGUUAAUCAACACAAUCAACGUAACUGGGAGAAAACACUGUUAGUGGACUCUUGUUUACUCUGUCUAUGUCUGUGUGUUUGUAAAUAGGACCUAUUAACCAAUCAUGUACCCGUUAUAAUCCGACCAGUAGGACAGUGAUCCUCAUUAUGGCUUUGUGUUACAUUAAUUUCACAACUCAGCUGGACCAAGAUAUUUAAAAUGCGGCCAAACGUUUGUUGACUUCAUCAUUGCCCUAGAGUUAUUUUAAAAAACAAUUUCCCCCAAAACUGUAUUCCACUUUCCAUUUCUUUGCUUUUUUGAAGUGCUGCGCCACCGUUGUUUUCAAUAUAUAUAUAUAUGUAUUCUGUAAGAAGGAUGUCAGUACUCAAUAUUCUACAUUAUACAAUUUAAAUGGUGAAAAGUAAAGUUCCUCUAAAAAACGAUUUUAAAAAGUGUUGAGUAAAAUUCAAUAGCAAUAUAUUUGUAAAUGGCUAAAUGUUUUAUCUAAUGUUGAUCUUAAUACUGUAUACAUUUUAUCGAAAGUGAUUUUCAGCAGAGCUCAAAUUCUCAGUAGUACUUGCAAUUUAGUUACAUAUAUGAAUAUAAUUUCCAUACAGAAUAUUUUUCCAUACGUAGAGAAAACAAAACGACGACAGACCUAAUUCAAUGUGCCUUCGUGACGUUUUUUACGUAAAUUUAAAUGAGGACAUCCUUUCUAAAAGACAAACAGGUCAUGAAUGUUGGACAAAUUUAAACACAUCAUGCAGAUUUGAAAAGACUAAAUUAGCUCUGUGAAAUCAAAUGAAACGAACAGGCAUGUGUCAUCGGGCAUAAAUUAUUCUAUCAUUCAUAACUUUUCCUCCCCCCCCUCCCCCACAGCAUGGAAGGCUAAUUUACACAAGGGAAUAGCAUGCGACAAGUUAUAGCUCUUAAAAUGAAGUGGAUUAUUUUGUGUCAUAUUUCAUUUUGUCUAUACCAGAUUUGUGUAUUAAGAAGGCAUCGUUUGUAAAGCACCUUCAUGUUACCGUCACAAAACAACCUUCUGUUAGGGGUGGAGUGUUGAGUUUGCUUACUGCAGUAUGUUUGUCGUGGGGGUGUGUGACAUCACAGAUAUUGAAACAGUUAAUCCUUGUUAUUAUUCUACAGGUAUACGGCUACUGCAAUAAAUGUUUUCAUUAUGCACACAC
Messenger RNA from Gadus chalcogrammus (walleye pollock), 5977 nucleotides. RefSeq names its product protocadherin-9-like. Gene Ontology annotation, biological process: homophilic cell-cell adhesion. The transcript has 5 exons. The coding region runs from base 629 to 4339 and encodes 1236 amino acids. Gene Ontology annotation, molecular function: calcium ion binding. Gene Ontology annotation, cellular component: plasma membrane. Lineage: Eukaryota; Metazoa; Chordata; Actinopteri; Gadiformes; Gadidae. The record is from RefSeq and is a predicted model, not a curated record.